Cotesia glomerata is the source of this 1529-nucleotide messenger RNA. RefSeq lists its product as uncharacterized. NCBI's taxonomy places the organism in Eukaryota, Metazoa, Arthropoda, Insecta, Hymenoptera, Braconidae. The record is from RefSeq and is a predicted model, not a curated record. The coding region runs from base 463 to 1182 and encodes 239 amino acids. The transcript has 5 exons.
GAACAUAUAUAUCUCAUUAUAUUGUCGCUUUAUGAAAACAAUCUUAAGUUUUUACAGAAAAUGAACGUUGUGUUGCAUAGAGCUCCAUCUAUCCAAAUUAACUUUUUUUUAUCAAGGUAAAAGAAAUCCAUGCCAUAGGGAUUGUAAGUUAACAGAAUUAUAGGCAAUCGGAUUUCAGUGUAAUCGGAAUUAUAUCCAAUAAAAUUUCUAGGCAAUCGGAUUCUAAGUAAUCGGAAUUCUAGGUAAUCGGUAAUCUAUCUCAUAGAAAUUCUACGUCAUGGAUAAUUUGAGUAAUCGGAUUUUGGGUUAUGGAAAUCUAGGUAAUCGGGAUCUAAGUCACCGGUAAUCUAACUCAUUGGUCUACACCUAAUAGACGUCUUCCCAGAAAAACAAUUAUAAAUUUUAAAAAACUUUUGUUUUUAUUUAAAUAACAUUCUUUUUCCAACAAUCAGUUAUUGAAAAAUGGUGAAGUUGUGUUAUUUAUGUGAUAGAAAAGCGUCGAGAGCUGACAAUAUUUCUUUGCAUCAUUUUAGAUUUCCGAAAAAUUUGGAGAUACGUUUGAAGUGGCUAAAUACUUGUGGAUUAACUGAAAAUGAUGAUGUAAAAAGAACUUGCAUAUGUUCCAGACAUUUCAAAGCUGAUGAUAUUUUUCAAUCAAAAAUUUUUGGAGUUGUUAAAUCUUCUAUAAAACGUAAUGCAGUUCUUACACUUUAUUUAACAAAUCCACUCAGUAUUGAUAAAACUAGUAAAUUACCACCAAACACGCCGCUAUCGGAAGUAUUUGAUGAGAAUGGAGUCAGCAAUCAAUCGUCAUCAUGUUUUUCUGAGAAUAAUAUUGUCAACCAAUAUAAUGUACUCAAUACUUUGCAAAAAAGUCCAAAAAAAUGUUUUGAAGUAGACAAUACUGAAUGUCAAACCUCAAAUAAUAGUAGCAUUAAUUUUGGAGCCUCUUGUAACCAAUCUGAUUUAAAUGAAUUUAUAGAAAAUGCAAAAUCAAAUCCUAUCAGCGAAGACGAAAAUACUGUUCCACAUGAAAUUGAUUCCCCAAAUCAAUUUCGAAAGCGUAAAUUUUACGAGCCUCGUCAUGUUAGUGAAAUUUCAAUACCAGAUUUUGCGACCCCUAAAAGGAGUAAAAGAACCCUUUCUUUAAUAAAAGAGACUGAUAAAAAAAAAAUCGGAUAAAAUAAAGCAGCUACAGAGGCAAACGAGGAACCUCGAGAAAAAAAUUUCAUCUUUGCAAGAUUUAAUAAAUCAUCUUAAGGAAAACCGUAUGUUAACUGAUGAGAGUGGUGAUGCUCUAAUGGUAUAGUAUAUUCUAACUAAUAUAAAUUGUAUAAUUAUAAAAUUGUAAAUAUUUUACACAAAUGUUAUGGAUCACGAAUUUAACUAAUAAUUUAGUUUAUUGAUGUUUUAUGAUAAGGUAUUUAUCAUCAAAUAUUUGUAGCAAUUGUACAUAUUUACUUUAUUUUUCUUUUCUCAGCGGAUUUCGGUAUAAAAAUUUUAACUAAUAUUAAAUAUUUCGCUUAUCA